CUGCUUGAUGAGUUCACCGACAUCUUCGAGUCACCUACCGGUAUGGUGCCAGAUCGGCCGAUCUCUCACGAGAUCAUUCUUGAGGCCGGUGCCGUGCCGCCGAAAGGUUGCAUCUAUCGGAUGAGCGAGGAGGAACUGGAGGUCCUUCGCGCACAACUCAACGACUUGUUGGCCAAGGGCUGGAUCCGCCCUAGCAGCUCCCCAUAUGGAGCACCAAUUCUCUUCGUAAGGAAGAAGAACAAGGAUCUACGCCUGUGCAUCGACUACCGCAAGCUCAACGCGCAAACUGUGAAAAAUGUGGGGCCUCUUCCUCGUAUCGACGAUCUUCUUGAGCGACUGGGCGGUGCUAAGUUCUUUUCCAAGUUGGACUUGAAGUCGGGGUAUCAUCAGAUUUCGAUACGCCCGAAUGAUUGCUACAAGACCGCAUUCAAGACGCGGUAUGGGCAUUUUGAGUGGGUGGUCAUGCCUUUUGGCCUCACCAAUGCCCCGGCAACCUUCCAAGCGGCCAUGACCCACGAGUUCCGUGCUAUGUUGGAUCGGUUCAUGUUGGUCUACCUAGACGACAUUCUCGUCUACAGACGGACUCUGGAGGACGGCCCGCUAUCGGAGAAAAUUCAAGCCAUCCAGGAGUGGCCGGAGCCGCGUAACGUCACGGAUGUCCGUUCGUUUCUUUGUCUUGCCGGCUACUAUCAGCGCUUCAUCAAGGGCUAUUCGAAGAUCGCAGCCUACUUGACCAAGCUUCAAUGCGAGGAUCGGCCGUUUGACUGCGACGAGGAUGCGCGAGAAUCUUUCUUGGCUCUCAAAGCUGCACUUUUGUCAGCGGAGGUCUUGCGAAUCUACGACCCGCUAUUGCCCACACGCGUCACUACUGAUGCGUCCGGCUAUGGUAUUGGCGCUGUCCUCGAGCAACACGAUGGCGUGGACUGGCACCCGGUCGAGUAUUUCAACAAGAAGGUGUCCGCCGUGCACUCUAUUGAUGAUGCGAGGAAGAAGGAAUUAUUGGCCUUCGUACACACACUCAAGCGCUGGCGGCAUUUCCUUCUUGGUAGACGGCAGUUCCGAUGGGUAACGGACAACAAUCCGUUGGUCUUUUACAAGACCCAGGACACAGUCAACAACACCAUUGCCCAGUGGAUGACCUUCAUUGACCAGUUUGACUUCUUCCCCGAUCACAUUCCGGGCAAGUCAAACCGUUUUGCGGAUGCUCUUUCACGACGUCCGGACCAUUGCACCGCCGUCUACUCGACUUUCGAGAUUGAUAACGACUUGCGGGACAAUUUUAUCCGCGGCUACUAGGCUGACCCCGAGUUUCGCGAUAAGUACGCAAAUUGUUCC
Molecule: messenger RNA, 1335 nt
Organism: Chara braunii
Lineage: Eukaryota; Viridiplantae; Streptophyta; Charophyceae; Charales; Characeae
Source: the annotation of a GenBank genome assembly